Cuculus canorus (common cuckoo) is the source of this 4024-nucleotide messenger RNA. It is a transcript of the gene POFUT2, whose product is annotated as protein O-fucosyltransferase 2. Gene Ontology annotation, biological process: protein O-linked glycosylation via fucose. The transcript is spliced from 9 exons. Gene Ontology annotation, molecular function: peptide-O-fucosyltransferase activity. Bases 1 to 1299 code for a protein of 432 amino acids. The record is from RefSeq and is a predicted model, not a curated record. NCBI's taxonomy places the organism in Eukaryota, Metazoa, Chordata, Aves, Cuculiformes, Cuculidae.
AUGGCCCCGUGCCGGGGCCCCCGGUGGCUGCUGCCGCCGCUGCUCGCCCUGGCCGCGCUCGCCCAGCCGCCGCCCGCCGCCCUCCGCGCCGGCCACGCCGCCUCCUCGCUGCCCGCAGCCGCCGCCGCCCCGCGCACCAGAUACCUUUUGUAUGAUGUAAACCCUCCUGAAGGGUUCAACCUUCGCAGAGAUGUCUACGUUCGCAUUGCUUCCCUUCUGAAGACCUUGCUGAAAAGUGAAAACUGGGUGUUGGUUCUGCCUCCCUGGGGCCGUCUUUAUCACUGGCAGAGCCCUGACAUCCUUCAGGUCCAUCUCCCUUGGUCUGAGUUCUUCGAUCUCCCAAGCCUCAACAGAAACAUCCCUGUCAUUGAAUACGAGCAGUUCCUUGCAGAGUCAGGUGGCCCCUUCAUUGAGCAGAUCUAUGUCCUACAAGGCUACAUAGAAGGGUGGAAAGAAGGAACGUGGGAAGAAAAAAUUGAUGAAAGGCCAUGCAUUGAUCAGCUUAUGUACUCCAAAGACAAACAUGACUACUACAGGGGAUGGUUCUGGGGUUAUGAGGAAACGCGAGGCCUAAAUGUCUCCUGUUUGUCUGUCCAAGGAUCUGCCUCUAUCGUGGCUCCCAUCCUUUUGAAGAACACUUCAGCACAGUCAGUGAUGUUAGACAGAGCUGAAAACCUUCUUCAUGACCACUACGGAGGGAAAGAUUACUGGAACACCCGUCGGAGCAUGGUGUUUGCUAAACACCUCCGCGUAGUGGGAGACAAGUUUAGAAACAAGUAUCUUCAAUCCACAGAUGAGUCAGACGGGACUCAUUACCAGGAGGACUGGACGCAGAUGAAGGUUAAGAUGGGCACAGCUCUGGGGGGUCCAUACCUUGGGGUACAUCUCAGAAGGAAAGACUUCAUUUGGGGUCACCGAGAAGACGUGCCUUCCCUGCAAGGAGCAGUAAAGAAAAUCCACAGCCUCUUGAAGAUACUUAAACUUGACAAAGUUUUCGUAGCCACUGAUGCUGUCAAAGAGGAGAUUGAAUUACUCAAGAAACUGCUGCCCGAGAUGGUGAGGUUUGAACCCUCUUGGGAGGAGCUGGAACUCUACAAAGAUGGGGGCUUGGCUGUGAUUGACCAGUGGAUCUGUGCGCAUGCAAGGUAUUUUAUAGGCACCUCAGUUUCGACAUUUUCCUUCCGGAUCCAUGAGGAAAGGGAGAUCUUAGGCUUUGAUCCAAAAACAACUUACAACCGAUUUUGUGGUGAAAAAGAGAAAAACUGUGAGCAGCCAACUCACUGGAAAAUCGUAUACUAAAACCCAAGGACUCCAGUACUAGUGAGCUCAAAAGAAUAAGGAGAAACUAUGGGGAAAUACCUCUCUUUGACCCAGCUACAACUCAGUCUUCUAACCUCUCAGUCUUUCUUGGUGUUUGCUUGACAUUUGGCUUUUGAAGUGCAAGCAAUAUUCACCUUCUUAACUAUGAACUGAUGGGUGCGAGGAGAAUGAAGUCAGCCUGGGAUCCAGUUCUUGGCAGAGCUAGGAUUAGAGGACAAUACCAGACACUACAACUGAGACUUGAUAACCAAAAGCUUUAUCCUGAAACUGAGUAACAAACCAGGUUAGUUCUGGCUUUCUUUGAAGUUCUGGGGAAGAAGAGGAAGGGUUUAACUUUUAUAAAUGUAACACAGCUGUGGUCUCUGCUGCAUUUCUCUCUUUACUUCUUGUGUGUCUUGGUUUUGUAAACUGCGCUGCGCUACACACUGCCGUUUCUUGUUCUCUUUCCAAACAGCAGUUUGUGACUAUUCAAAUUGCCUGAUGUAAAAGAAGAGGAGAUGGUAUUCCUACCUGAGCACCUGCCGCUUCCAGUAGCGGUCUCAGUGGGUCUGUGCUGAGGAACAAAGAGGAGGCUUGUAGGGUGGUGAAAGAAAGGUUAUGUUUCUUAUGUUUUACCUUCACAAAGGAAACUUGUUUUUCUUCUGUCCUUCCAAAGGUCUGGUGUGUUGGACUGAUGCAAAAGUCGGCAGAGGGAUCACCAAGUCACUCCGUUCAGUGACAGUGAUGCUUUGCUAGGGAGCAUGUAAAAGGCCUUUCAGGUUUCCAUGUCCGUUAAAUGGAUCAUCCUGGUAAUUCAGCAAAUGAAUUUUCUUCAUUUCUGCUUUCAGUUUAUGCAAGGGAGCAAACUGAGGACAGUGAGACAGCAGAGGUCAUUGCACCCUGAGGUAAUGUCUAGAAGCCUAGCAGCUGGGAGCCUUGCAGGCGAGGCUGUGCUCUGGUGGAGAUGGUUGGCGGCUGGUACUGGGAAGAGCCUUGUGCUACACCACCAGGCAGAGGGAAAGCACAGCUCUUGUUUGAGAAGGUUUCUGUAAGAGUAACAGUUAAGCUCUUGCAGCUUCCUGCUAUGUAGAACUGGCUGCUGGGAAGUACUCUGCUUGAUUCUGGCUUUCAGGUGGGCCUUUUGAUCUACACCCCUUUUUUAAGCAGGAGAAAUCUUUGCCAAAAGUGGACUAGGAGACAGAUUUCAAAAGUUGAAGUGGGCUUUUUUCCUUAAAGUCAGUUUUACCGGAUUACCUCGUAGUAAUCCGCUCUUUCCGCUAGGCUUGAGUAGGAGUAUGUAUAACCCUCCUGCACUGCGCAGUGCACGUUUCACAGAUGCUCCCAAACAAUGAGGUUGUUUCUACCCAUGUGGCUGCAGCAGAAUCUGUGAAGACUUCUCAGACAGUAGCAGCAGCAGCUCUCUGUUCUUGCCAGCUGUUUAUUGUAUCUUUGUGCAGCAGCUGAGCCUCUCUGGCAACAAAGGGAGAAGCGCAGCAUUUCAAAGCAGUGCCUUUUCCCACCAAAUCAAAUGUUCUUGUUUAGCCUGUGCACAAUGUAAAGCAAUGGUGGCAUUUCACUUGUAAUGUGUACUUCAGUUCAUGAAGAAAAAUAAAAAGCUUUGUAGCAUUUUAUGUGACAUGUCCUUGCUUCUUCCUUCUUCCUAACCGUUGCUAUCUCCUGGCUCUCUAGCAUUGGACUCCAGUGCAGGAGAAACCGGCAUAAAAUCUGCAUGCCCUGACAAUGUUUUUUUCAUCUUCUGUCCCGUGAGGUGCUGCAUUAGCGAGUGUAGCCAGCAUGACUGUUCUUGGUGCUGGGAGACUGCACCAGGGAAAUCUCUGCCCCUCACUGCAAGUGGGAUGUAGACAAACAAGAAAGGCCAGAGAAAGGCAGCUAAAACCAUCAGCAGCUGGAGCACGCAGCGUAUGAGGAGAGGUGGAGAGAGAUGGUCCUUUUCAGCCUGGAAAAGGUGAAAGAAGAGAGAUCUAGCCAUUGUCCUGCACUAAUAAAAGGGGGAGCAGGGCAGGCAGAGACAGGCCUUUGUCAGAAGUGCACAGCAAAAGCACAGUAAGGUACAGGCACAACCUGCAACUAGGGAAAUUCUGCUUGGGUCUAAGGUUGAGCCUCCCAUCCAAAAUCUGCGCAGCACUGGGGCAGGGCCCUGAGAGGAGCCGUGUACCUUCCAGCUGUGCUCUUCCAGCCUUGCUGAAGGAGUCAAAGGCAGAAGAGGACAAGUUCACGUGCAAGCAGAUUGUAGGAAAAACAGCAUCUGCCUUGCUGGCUCAGAUAGAAAAUGGGGAUUAGAGAGAUGAGAGUAGAGUGAUGGCUCCUAUGGUCAAGGGUUUCCAACAACUUCCCCUCUCCCUUGAAUCCCUUCCAUCACAAUGAAAAGCUGCAAAGGCAAUAGCAGUGCAUGAAAGGGUGGGAUUUCCUUCUUGAGUCCACAACAUCUUGAGACAGGACACUCCUUUAUCGUUGCAGUAACAAUACAUGUAUUUAGAAACCUGUGUGUAGGCAAAUACAUGAUGAUGAUGAUGCAUGCAGAUGUGACCACGGUGCCUUUUAUCUGGCAAUCUGGGCCAAAACAUAUCUUGCCCUCUCAGGCUAUAUUUGCUGGUGUUCUUCCACUGUCUGUGGCUUUCUGGCUUGAGGAGCAAGGAACUCAACGGGGUAGAUCUUGUUAUCGCAUUGCACAGGAAAGCUUGGGAGAUUGGUAUCCAUGGCAGUG